AUGUCUACAGGAGACGUUGAGAUCCACACGGUGCCAAAGGCCCCUACGGCGGGCAAUGUCAAGCUCAAUAAGAUCUCCAGUACCUUGACCCAGGACAAGGCAAGGGGUGGUGCCCAGGCUAUGUUAUAUGGCGCGGGUUUGACGGAGGAAGACAUGAACAAACCUCAGAUUGGCAUCUCCCCGGUCUGGUGGGAAGGCAAUCCUUGCAACACCCAUCUUCUUGAUCUUGCCUUCAAGGUCAAGGAAGGAUGCAAGCAAGAAGGUCUUGUCGGUUUGACGUUCAGUACCGUCGGCGUCAGUGAUGGAAUCACUAUGGGAACUGAGGGGAUGAAGUAUUCCCUGCCGACCCGUGACUUGAUCGCAGAUUCCAUUGAAGCAGUUACAUUGGCGCAAUACUACGAUGGUAAUAUUGCAAUCCCUGGAUGCGACAAGAACAUGCCAGGUUGUGUCAUCGCUGCCGUACGCCACAACCGGCCUACCAUCAUCGUCUACGGAGGCACCAUCCGGCCCGGUGUCCGGAACGUGGAUUGUCCUGCGCUGGGCCAUAAGAAGGGAGACAACAUGAACAUCGGUGAUGCCUUUGAGUCUUUCGGCGCCUACACUGUCGGCAAGAUCAACGAGGAAGAGCGUUUCGAUGUCGUCCGCCAUUCCUGCCCUGGGCAGGGUGCUUGCGGUGGAAUGUUCACUGCCAAUACCAUGUCUAGCGCAUUGGAGGUGUUGGGUCUGUCAUUGCCCUACUCGUCCAGUAUCCCCGCUGUGUACCCCGAAAAGGCUCAGGAAUGCUUCAAAGUUGCCAAGUACAUGAAGAAGCUGCUUGAGCUGGAUCUCAAGCCGAGAGAUAUUCUGACUCGCCAAUCUUUUCUGAACGCUAUUACAAUUGUGAAUGUGCUGGGAGGUUCAACGAACUCGGUUCUCCACCUUCUGGCGAUGGCAAGAGCUGCCGACAUUCACCUUACCAUUGAUGACUUCCAGGAUAUUGCAGACAAGACACCGUAUCUCGCUGACUUGAAGCCCUCUGGGAAGUAUGUGAUGGAGGACCUGCACAAAGUUGGCGGUAUUCCUGCUCUGGUCAAGUACUUGUUGAAACACUCCGACCUCAUCGAUGGUACCCAAUUGACCGUUACUGGAAAGACCCUGGCGGAGAACUUGGAAGAUGUUCCUGAGCUUGACAUUGAUAACCAAGAUGUCGUCAAGAAGCUCAGCAGCCCCAUCAAACCAACGGGUCAUCUCACUAUCCUUCGCGGCAACCUUGCUCCAGGAACUGCGGUCGCAAAACUCACGGGCAAGGAAGGAACUCGUUUCGAGGGCGUCGCGCGAUGCUUCGACAGCCUCGACGGUUUCUACCCUGCCCUGGAAGCAGGAGAGAUAAAGGAGGGUACGGUGGUCAUCUUCAGAUAUAUGGGCCCUAAGGGAGGACCUGGAAUGCCAGAGAUGCUGGGUCCCACGGGCGCACUGAUUGGAGCAGGCUUAGGCGGUAAGACUGCUCUAAUCACCGACGGUCGCUUCUCCGGUGCUUCUCGAGGGUUCAUCAUUGGUCACGUCGUACCCGAAGCCCAUCUUGGAGGCCCCAUUGCCCUCGUGAAGGACGGCGACAAGAUUGUUAUCGAGUCUUCCACCAGGACGAUCAACUGGCUUGUCAGCGAAGAGGAGCAGGCCAAACGUAGAGCUGAGUGGGAGGCAGCGGGCCCGCGCGACUUCCGCUUCAAGCGGGGUAUUCUGUACCGCUACGCGCGGGACGUCGCACCCGCCAACGUAGGUGCGUAUUGCGACUGA
Molecule: messenger RNA, 1773 nt
Organism: Sparassis crispa
Lineage: Eukaryota; Fungi; Basidiomycota; Agaricomycetes; Polyporales; Sparassidaceae
Product: Putative dihydroxy-acid dehydratase
Exons: 26
Coding region: 1-1773 (590 amino acids)
Biological process (GO): branched-chain amino acid biosynthetic process
Cellular component (GO): mitochondrion
Molecular function (GO): dihydroxy-acid dehydratase activity
Source: RefSeq, a predicted model, not a curated record